This is a messenger RNA of Quercus lobata, 990 nucleotides long. RefSeq lists its product as uncharacterized. The transcript has a single exon. The record is from RefSeq and is a predicted model, not a curated record. Lineage: Eukaryota; Viridiplantae; Streptophyta; Magnoliopsida; Fagales; Fagaceae. Bases 1 to 990 code for a protein of 329 amino acids.
AUGCGAAAAUUGCAGCUUAAGGUAGAUUGCUUGUGUAGGAAGCUGUGGCGAAGGGAGCGUGAUAGAAGGGAUCCAUCACCCCCAUCAAGCGAUGGAUCAGCGGAGAGUAGGGAUCGCUCAUAUCGCUAUAGGUCAAGAACCCCAUCAGCAUCUUCACACCAGGAUAAACUAGAAAAGGGCAAGUACAGGCAUGAGCAAGGGUCAUCUUAUCGUAGAAUGGAGAAUAACACGAUGAGUAAUGCACUUCGACAAAUCUCGAAGUCACCCUUUGUUAGGAGAAUCAACAAGGACAGGCUUUCCCACCAGUUCUCACUGCCAACUUUCACCAUAUAUAAUGGAAGGUCUAACGUUGUAGAGCAUAUGAGCCAUUUUAAUCAAAAGAUGGCAAUUCAUUCUGGCAAUGAAGCCCUUAUGUGCAAGGUAUUCCCCUCCAGCCUCAGGCUUGUGGCUAUAUGCUGGUUUGAUGAUUUAGAAGAGGGGUCAAUAAGAUCCUUUAAGGAGCUUACGAGGGCAUUUGGUGCAAGAUUUGUAAUAUGUAGUAGAGUCCCCAAGCCCUUGGACUCUCUUUUGUCCAUGGCCAUGAGGGAAGGUGAAACUCUCAAGAUCUACUCGGAUAGAUAUUGGGAAAUGUACAAUGAGAUAGAUGGAGAUUUUGAGGACGUGGUAGUGAGAACAUUUAAGGUAGGGCUAUCGACGGAGCAUGAAUUAAGGAAGUCAUUAACAAUGAAGCUUGCCCUUAGUAUGCGCCAGCUAAUAGAUCGCAUUGAUAAGUAUAAACGAGUAGAGGAAGAUCAGACCCAAGGAAAGGGCAAAGCUAAGGUUUUCCCAAAGAAAAGAGAUCCUCAGGGAAGAGGAUAUCAUAAUAACCGUUCUCCGAGAGACUUCCCCAAUCAGACAUUAUCUGUGGGGGCUCAAGUGGUUAAUUCAUUAUUCAAAGAGCCAGUCUAUCAAAUACUAGAGAAGAUAAACAAUGAACCAUACUUCAAAUAG